This is a messenger RNA of Physella acuta, 690 nucleotides long. RefSeq names its product perivitellin-2 67 kDa subunit. Lineage: Eukaryota; Metazoa; Mollusca; Gastropoda; Physidae. The record is from RefSeq and is a predicted model, not a curated record.
UGCAUGCUGUUAUCUAUGUUGACCGCUCACUGGGCUACAGCCAUGCUAAAGCUGUUUUUAUUGUUUGCGGUUGCCGUGUCAUCAGAAGCGGCCAAACAAUGCAUUAAUAUCGUGCCUGGACUAUCUAAAAUUGCCGUGGGUGUGGACAUAGCGCAGCUUGACCUGUUACCUCUAGACUUUACAAGCAACAAUGGGAUCCUGAGUCCGAUAAUUCCACUGACCUGUGACCAAGGGAAAAAGUGGAAGAGUCCGAGGGGAAUUUUGUACGAUAUGCCUGAUCAAAUUUGGACAAUCACAACAGCGCCAGGUGGACAUACGACCUCUGAAGUCAACACAUUUAAGUCCUACAAUGACGUCAGAGAAUCCAUGAGUGUCAACGCUGGUCUCGAUGUAACUUAGGAUUUUACGCUUUCUCGGCAAGUUUUUCCUACAGGAAACUGCAGAGUUUAAUCACCAGCAGUUCAAAGUACAUGUCUGAAGUUACAGCUUUUGCUGGGGCGAUCCGUGCCGAUGUCAACGCAGCGGAGAAUUUAGAAUUAGAUACAUUUACACAAAGUUACAUUGAUCGUUUUCUGACAGACACCUACGAAAGUAAUCCCGAUGCUUAUAAUAAAUUUAUUGAGACUUACGGUACGCAUUACUUCGCUACAGGAAAAUUUGGAGGCUAUGUCAGGAUGAUGUUCGAGGCUU